This is a messenger RNA of Lagopus muta (rock ptarmigan), 1036 nucleotides long. It is a transcript of the gene DNAJB8, whose product is annotated as DnaJ heat shock protein family (Hsp40) member B8. Bases 276 to 902 code for a protein of 208 amino acids. Gene Ontology annotation, molecular function: Hsp70 protein binding. Lineage: Eukaryota; Metazoa; Chordata; Aves; Galliformes; Phasianidae. The record is from RefSeq and is a predicted model, not a curated record. The transcript has a single exon.
AACAAUUGGCUGAAGGCGCUCUGAGGUCACAAUCUCACGAUCCGGGAACAGCAGGCUUCAAAAGGAACAAUCCUGUAACACGGGACUCAGCUUCCUAUGUGGUCCUGUAACACCGAAAGACAAAGCAGAGCAAGGGAUGAACUGAGCCUGUCCCCAGGCAGUGCAGUGGCAGUGGGUGUCCAGGAGCCUCUGGGUGCAGGACAUCUCCAGGCUUUGUAUCUGUGGUGAGAGAGAGGUGCCAGGCUACUUCCAAGCAGUCUCAGCUCUCUCCCGAGAUGGUGGAUUAUUACAAAAUCCUUGAACUGCAAAAAAGUGCCUCCCAGGAUGAUAUCAGGAAAUCCUACCACAGACUGGCACUAAAAUGGCAUCCUGAUAAGAAUCUCACCAACAAGGAGGAAGCCGAAAAUAAAUUCAAAGCUGUCACUGAGGCAUACAAAAUUUUGUCUGACCCUCAGAAACGAUCACGCUAUGACAGAUCUGUCAAGGAGAGCCGAUCCCAUAUAGGAAGAAGAGCCACGGGGGACCAUAACAACUUCUUUGAUAUCGCUUACAUAUUCCAAGACCCCGAAAAUAUCUUUAGGGAAGUCUUUGGAGGGAUGGAUCUCUUCAACAACAUCAGAAACAGUGGAAGAGGAAGCAGCUCCAGUUUGUAUUCUGGAUUGAUGCAGUCCUUUAUGCCAUUUACUUCAUUCGGUCACAGUGGGCAGACCAUCUUCUCCUUCGUUGAGGAAACAGCUGGGCCGCGUAGUUUCAGAUCAGUCUUAACCUCUACUGAAGUGGUCAAUGGCAAGAGGAUCACCACCAGGAAAAUCAUUGAAAAUGGGCAGGAGAAGAUAGAAAUUGAAGAAGACGGCCGGUUGAGGUCUGUGUCAGUAAAUGGAAAAGACCAGCUGAAGCUGUAAUGUCCCCCAGCACACACAUCAGAUGCAAGCUGUGGGACAUGCUCUCAUUGCUCAACGAAUGGAAUCUACUGUGAGCAGUGUUAAUAAAAGCUGAGUUCGUGGCACAACUGAUGUCAGCUUCUGAACAGCCUGGA